UUCCAAGUCAGUACUCAGCAGUAAGCAGUUUUUUCUCAACAAAAGAAAGUAAAUAGAGGUAGAUUUCACAUUUCAGAGGGAAAAAUGGUGGCCGUCGACCCGAAAGCCCUUCCCUCCGCCGAAGCCGUGAAUCACCAGUUCACCGUGGUCAUCGACGGCGCCGAGACGACCAUCCACGAGGGCGUGCUCCGGUGCAACGGCGGCACGCUCACCGUUGUCAGCCCAGGCGUCCUCGAGGUCAGCAGGCUGCAGCACGUGGUCGUGCGCGGCGGCGGCGGCGGCGACGUGCGCUUCGCCCGGUGCAGCUUCGCGGCGGCAGAGGCCUGCGGCGCCGUGUCCUUCCACAGGUGCGACGCGGUGCGCGUCGACGGGGCCGGGGAAGUCGCCGUGCGGCGGUGCAAGUCCGCGGCCGUGGAGCGCGCGGGCACGGUGAGCAUCCGGAGGUGCAAGGGCGCCGCGCGCGUGCACGGCGCCGGGGAGCUGCGCCUCGGGCGGUGCCGGGAGGCGGACGUGGGCAACUGCUCCGACGUGGCGCUGGGGCGGUGUCGCGAGGCGCGCGCCGACUGGUGCGGCUCGCUCGGCGUCGCGCGGUGCCGGUCGGCGGACGUUAGCCGCUGCGGCGCCGUGCGCGUCGACCGGUGCGGCGACGCGAACGUGGCGAGCUGCGGGAGCGUGAUGGUGCGACGCGGCAAGGUGAACAUGGUGGAGGCGCAUCAGCCACUGCAGGGUUGGCAGGAGCAGCCCCUGUGUCAGAAAGCAGAGCCAGCCGACCCAGUGCCCAUGGAAAUCAUGAGCAAGUGAAGAACUAUCUGAUGAAAUGCGGAUUAUACUAGUGAUAUUAUGUGUGUGGUACUACUAUAUUUCCUUUUUCUUUGAGCACAUAUAUGGUAUACUACUAUUUGUUUACUGCAUAGUAUAGUAGAAUAUAUUUCUACGAUCUGUAUGUUUCCGCUGUGCUCCAUGAAGUUCUGGAUAACGGCUACGCUAAAUAUCAGUCGACUGAUUUUUGGCAAAGUCUCAGUCAAUAACAAUCGUGUGUACGUGUACGUUGGCUCGAA
Triticum dicoccoides is the source of this 1058-nucleotide messenger RNA. RefSeq lists its product as uncharacterized. The transcript has a single exon. NCBI's taxonomy places the organism in Eukaryota, Viridiplantae, Streptophyta, Magnoliopsida, Poales, Poaceae. The record is from RefSeq and is a predicted model, not a curated record. Bases 85 to 801 code for a protein of 238 amino acids.